AGCAUGGAGACAACAAUGGCGUCCGCGGCAGCAGCAUCCGACUGGAAAGAAAGCCUCUUGCAAGAGCUGGACUUCAGGUCGACCUUGCAGCGCGGCGCUGCCUGGCGAAAGGUGCUGGCUCAACAGUGAUUUGACAGACUGGAACCGAGUGCUGCACCAGCUCGCGUUCGAACUCAUCGAGACAAUGCGAGGCGGGCUGCGCCUUGCUUGGGAGAGCAUGACUAUUGCGCGGGACCCCGACUCCGUGUCUCGCGAUGCGGCAUUCCUUGCUUCACAGCUCCUCUGUCACCACGCCUGCAUCGACGAACUGGCGCUCCGCUGCGUCGCUAACACUGGCCGGUUGGAAAAGCCUGCGUUCUUCAUUGAUCUGCGUCCUUCAUCGUCAGCAGGAGAAUCCGUUCGAGUGAUACGCUCGCUUAUCGUUUGCGAGAUGCCGUUCGAAGAAGCUCGACGUGAGGGCACGCUCUACACAUUGCAAGGUGUCGACGCCAUCGGCUGUCUCGAAACCCUUCUCUUCCGCAGCCAUGGAUACAAAACCAAGUUCACAUCAGACCUUGGUGCGCUAUUACAGCACAACCGGAACUCCCUCAAAUUUGUGCAUGGUGUGUGCUCCGAGGAAGCGAUGCAUUCUAGGGACCAUCAAAUACAAACCGAGCGCUUAUGGGGCCAGUCGUUUGUAGGGCUUAACAUUUUUGACACGUUCACUGCCAUAGACGCGAUCAAGCCUCUUUUGGAAGCAUCGACGCAUUUAACGGAACUGACCGUGAACGUCCACGGAAGUGAGCUUUCGGUAUUUGCUGAAGCCGUUGCGGCAAUGAAAACUUUGACCAAGCUGGUAGUGAUGUUACAUAAUUCUACCCAACUGAUCUCCAACCCGAGUGGAGAUCAGUGGUCUACCCCAGCAGUCCUGUUUGAUGUGCUCAAAGUUAACUCAACGUUGAACUGUCUCUGUGCGAGAUUUUCACUCCUAAGUCCAGACUGCGAACGGGCACUGGCAUCUGCACUGCGCACGAACGCGACCCUCCGACACCUGGAACUCAGCGAUUUCCAAUGUACGUCCAGCCUGGCGGAUCUGGCAGAGGCACUGUCGGACAAUACCACUCUCGAAUUUCUGGAAUUGAACACUUCCUCCCUGCAGAUUACAUCAAUCGCAGCGCUGUGUCGUGCACUUAGUACAAACAAGACGCUGAAGACGUUGGCGCUUAGACUGAAGAGCGGAUUCGGCACCCACGAUGAAAGGGUCGCCUUGGCGGACGAGCUGACCCACAGCGGAAGCUACAGUCGCAUCUGUGUCCCGUUGGCAGAGCCCGACUUGCCAGGCUUGACAGCGAUAUUGGCCUCCGUUACGGCGUGCCCCCAGGAGCUUGACUGCAGCGAUAUCUGGCAUUUUAAGAACGCCCUGCUUAUUUCUCUCUUCGACGCCGUCGCUACGAGCUACGCCGCAAGCAUCGUCCGCAUGCUGGACUACAGGUGCCAUGUGUUCGACCCCAAGGCCGAGCUGGAGUCUUUCCAUUUUGAAGACGGAGGUAACGUCAAGCCCAUUGAAGACCAAACGUUCAUGUUUUGUCAAUUCUUUGAUGAAACAGAAGACCAUGUGUAUGUGUUUGAGAACACCACCAGGGCCAUGCUGACGAUGCUCCUUGAAGGGUGCAAUUGCUCUGUAUUGGCGUGCAUUUCUACGGGCACCGACAAAGAUUUCGCAAUGCUGGGCUCCAAGGAAUGCCCCGCAGUGGUCUCCCUCAUGGCCAGCGAGUUGUACCAGCGCGCGCCCAAGCUGCAGUCAGAGGGCCAGACAUGCGACAGCACUGGCCUAUUCCUCAGCAUACAGAAGGUGAAGGAGGCCGGCACCCUCCUCGAGCCGCUCUUGAAAGGAAAGAACCGGACGCAGCAUGCCACCGACGCUAAUGCUGAGUCUUCAUGGUCGCACGCCAUCUUCCAGAGCUACGCCACAGAGCGCGCAGCUGCGGCCAGUAGGGACACAAAGGAUCAGAUGCGCGAGGGUACCAAGCUCAACCUGUCGCUCCUGGCCCUCGGCAACUGCAUCAACGGCCGCUCGAAGAACGGAACCCACGCGCUCAUCGAGGAGUACAAGGAGAAGGUGGAAGGCCUUGAGCGUAACCUCGAGAAGGUGGAAAUGUGGCAGUCUGUAGUUGAGGCUGUGGUGCGAGAGCUCAGAGACCAUCUGGUAGCCAAGACGCCCUGCUGCAAGCUCAGGAGACCAGCGGUGGUGGCAGUGAUUGUCUCUGAGCUCUCGCACCACAGCCUCAACUACAGCCUGUCACAUUUCCAGCUUCUCGAGCUUACGCUCAAGGCCUUCCACCUUCUGCUUGUACUCCUUGAUGAGCGCGCUGAAGAUGGGUGGACAUGCUCACGUUCACAUUGA
This is a messenger RNA of Dermacentor silvarum, 2383 nucleotides long. RefSeq lists its product as uncharacterized. Gene Ontology annotation, molecular function: ATP binding; microtubule binding; plus-end-directed microtubule motor activity. The transcript is spliced from 7 exons. Gene Ontology annotation, cellular component: kinesin complex; nucleus; mitotic spindle astral microtubule. NCBI's taxonomy places the organism in Eukaryota, Metazoa, Arthropoda, Arachnida, Ixodida, Ixodidae. The coding region runs from base 185 to 2383 and encodes 732 amino acids. Gene Ontology annotation, biological process: microtubule-based movement; mitotic sister chromatid segregation; microtubule depolymerization. The record is from RefSeq and is a predicted model, not a curated record.